Molecule: messenger RNA, 1002 nt
Organism: Knipowitschia caucasica
Lineage: Eukaryota; Metazoa; Chordata; Actinopteri; Gobiiformes; Gobiidae
Source: the annotation of a GenBank genome assembly
AUGAACGGCUUUUGCACAGCUAACUUGGACGGUGGUACUGUAAACGAAAGCAGAGAGGAGCAGGCCUCAGCCAUGUCGGACAAUAACCCGUCUCAAACCAAAAAGUUGUGGAGGUUGAGAAAAAAGUGGAGGCGAAAAAGGAGGACGCCAAAUGACGCACAUCAGCAAAACAACUCGACGUCUCAACAUGAGCCUGUUUUUACAGCGCUUAAAACCACAACUUUCACUGUGACUUUUCGUUCGAGUCCUGGUCCAGAGCAGUCCCCGAGCAGCUCUGCUUCUGAACACUCUCGGGUUAAUAACAACAACAUUCCACCGCCGCAGAGUCAGCCCGCCGCGGUAUCUGCCUCUUCUGCGAGCAAGGCUGGAGAAUCUCGGACGGACUCCUCUAGUGCUCCUGCUGCUGUUGCGGGUCCAUCAUCAGCACAGAGCAGAGGGCAGAGACCCUGUAGCUCCUUCUCCGCCGUGGUGCCGUCGAAGUGCCUCGCCAUAGACUGUGAGAUGGUGGGUGCGGGCCCCAAAGGUCACAUCAGUCAGCUGGCGCGCUGCAGCAUUGUGUCGUACGACGGAGACGUGAUCUACGACAAGUUCGUGCUGCCGCCGCUCCCCGUCACAGACUACCGCACACCCUGGAGCGGCAUCAGGAAGAGCGACCUGACCAGGGCCACGCCGUACGAGCUGGCCAGGAAGGAGAUCCUGAAGCUGCUGAUGGGGAAGGUGCUGGUGGGACACGCCAUCCACAACGACCUAAAGGCCCUGAACCACAGCCACCCCAAAGCCCUGAUCCGAGACACGUCCCGCAUCCCGCUGCUCAACACCAAAGCCGGCUUCGGCGAGAGGGAGAUGGUUUCUCUCAAGAGGCUCACCAAGGCCAUCUUCAACCGGGACAUCCAGACCGGAAGAAAGGGCCAUUCGUCGGUGGAGGACGCCAAGGCCACCAUGGAUCUGUACAGAGUGGUGGCGGCCGAGUUGGAGCAGAAGAUGGCGUCUGAGAGAAAGUGA